CACUCUUAUUUUCGUUGAAAAUGUUUAGUAGAAGAAGAAGACUGAUUCAACAAAGAAGACGGCGCGCAAACAGAGCAUAUCGAAGACGUAAUAGACUCUUUAGUAAUAAAGACUUAUUGGAUCGAAUUAAAAACCUUCCUUUACAAAUUGUAGACGAUCCUUCAUUAGAUCAAUUUUAUAAUGGAUUUUCUUUCUCUUAA
Messenger RNA from Funneliformis caledonium, 200 nucleotides. The record is from the annotation of a GenBank genome assembly. Lineage: Eukaryota; Fungi; Glomeromycota; Glomeromycetes; Glomerales; Glomeraceae.